Ostreococcus lucimarinus CCE9901 is the source of this 1539-nucleotide messenger RNA. RefSeq lists its product with no specific name. NCBI's taxonomy places the organism in Eukaryota, Viridiplantae, Chlorophyta, Mamiellophyceae, Mamiellales, Bathycoccaceae. The record is from RefSeq and is a predicted model, not a curated record. The transcript has a single exon. The coding region runs from base 1 to 1539 and encodes 512 amino acids.
AUGCGCCGCGGUGACGCGACGGCGACGGCGACGGCGACGGCGGCGUUCGCGAAGCGACGGGAAGGCGCGAGCGACGCGCGCGGGGAGACGUACGACGUCGCGGUGGCGGGCGGGACGCUGGGGGUGCUCGUCGCGGCGGCGCUGCAGAGACGAGGCGCGAGGGUGGUGGUGGUCGAGCGAGGGGAGCUGAGAGGACGCGAACAGGAGUGGAACGUGUCGAGGGAGGAGUUGGAGCGGUUGGUGCGCGUCGGUGCGAUCACGACGGAGGACGCGGACGCGUGCACGCGCAUCGAGUUUAAUCCGAUUCGGUGCGGGUUUCACGGCGGAGGGAACGGGAACGGGAACGCGGGCGAUUUGGUGACGAGGGACAUUUUGAACACCGGGGUGUCGCCCGCGGCGCUCGUCGAGGCGUGUCGGAAGAGAUUCGAAGAGGCGGGCGGCGCGGUGCUGGAACGAGCGUCGCUGCGCGGCGUCGAAGUGUACGACGACUGCGCGGUUCUCGACGUGGACGGCGUGCCCGUGCGCGCGCGGCUGGUUUUAGAUUGCAUGGGGUUUCAAUCGCCCAUCGUGCGUCAAAUCAGAGACGAUAGAAAACCGGACGGCGUGUGCGUCGUCGUCGGAAGUUGCGCCGAGGCGGACGCGUUCGACAACUCGUCGGCGGAUUUGAUUCGCACCGUCACGGACAUCGAGGAAGACUAUAGAGGACAAUACUUUUGGGAGGCGUUUCCCGCGAGCACCGGGCCGCGAGAUCGCACGACUUACAUGUUCACGUACAUGGACGCCGAUGAAAGUCGCCCGAGCAUCGCGUCGAUGCUCGACGAUUACUGGGACCUCAUGCCUUUGUAUCAAGGCUUGGAUUCAAUCGAAGACGCCAAGCUCAAACGCGUUUUAUUCGGGUUGUUUCCGACGUACAGAGACUCGCCGCUGAAGACGGAGUUCGAUCGCGUGCUCGCGAUCGGCGAUGCGAGCGGCAUCCAAUCUCCGUUGUCCUUUGGCGGCCUCGCCGCGAUUUUGCGCCACAUCUCGCGAAUCACGGGCGCGUGCGAAGAGGCGUUGGACGCCGACUGCCUCGACCGCGAAGCCCUGAGAACGGUGAACGCGUACCAGCCGGCGUUAUCGGCCGCGUGGUUGUUCCAAAAAUGCAUGAGCGUCGAGGUCGGAUCGCGCCCGAAACGCGACUUCAUCAACCGACUCAUGCGAAUCAACUUCAACGUGAUGAGCCGCCUCGGAGAAGACGUCUUGCGCCCCUUUCUCCAAGACGUCGUCACUUUCAAAGGCUUGGGCAAAACCUUAGUCUCCAUGACCCUGACAGAACCGUUAUUCGUCCCCGAGAUCCUCAUGAACGCCGGCGUGGGUCCCAUUUUAGAUUGGUUCAAGCACUUCGCCGCGCUCGGCGCGUACGAUUUCUUGGCUUCGCCAGCCGCCGCUCUGGCCGAUACGGUCAAAGACUUCAGCGCGGUUUCUCCGCGCCGUCGUUUCAUCAUUCGUCGUCAGUGCGAAGCCAUCAUUUACGGUGCCGGUCGCGACGUCAUCCCUUAA